Messenger RNA from Cuscuta epithymum, 3945 nucleotides. The record is from the annotation of a GenBank genome assembly. NCBI's taxonomy places the organism in Eukaryota, Viridiplantae, Streptophyta, Magnoliopsida, Solanales, Convolvulaceae.
AGACAAAUUGUUAUUAUUAUCCCUAACAUCUAAAUACAAACACGUUGUAUCUCAGCCCUAACCGCAAGAUAGACAUUUUCUCAAUACGACUCUGUCUUGCUCUCUUUUUCUAGGUUCCACGUUCACUCUGAAUCUGAGGUAUGGCGAAUUGUUGGAGGAACUCAUUGUUAGCUCCUCUCUCUUUCUUCUUCUUCUACUUCUUGGUAUCGUCGACCACCUUCGCCAGUUCCGAUGGCCCCUUCAUCAUCGCCCACAAGAAGGCAGCCUCUACUAAGCUGAAAUCCGGCACUGAACGGGUCUCCGUCACUAUUGAUAUCUAUAAUCAGGGAUCUGCGACUGCUUAUGAUUUGAGUCUUAAUGAUGGUAGCUGGCCCAAAGAUGCAUUUGACAUUAUUGAUGGUAACACUUCUAUGUCAUGGGAACGUCUUGAUGUAGGUGGUUCCCUAUCACAUUCUUUUGAGUUGGAGGCCAAAUCUAAAAAACUUUUUUAUGGUGCUCCAACAAUCAUAACAUUUCGCAUCCCCACUAGGGCUGCUCUGCAGGAGGCGUACUCUACCCCAAUAAUGCCUCUUGACUUGCUAGCAGAGAGCCCCCCUGAAAAGAAAUUUGACUUGGCAAAGGUAUGUUUUUAUUUCUAUUUUCUGCGUUAGUUUUACCAUAAUUAUCACCCCAAUCAUCGUCAUCGUCAUAAUGAAUAUUGUGGUAAAAUAUAUGGAAAUUGUGGGAUAUGUUACAAAGUCCAAGAGAACAUUAAUUUUUAUUUUGGGCAAUGGAAACUUCAUGUCUUCAUAGUUCAUAUCCUUUUUGGCUUACUAGACAUCAUAUGUAGCUUCAUGUGGUAUCAAGCAAGGUAGUCUAAAGCAAGCACCUGGGCGCUUAAGCACACCAGGCGCAGCGCACAUGAGGCUCAACAAGUGAACAACGGCCAGACGCAACUCCCCGUCUGAGGCGCAGUUUAGGCGCAGAAGUGUAGACGCUGAGAAAAGUGCAGACUUAAGUCGCCUGUGCUGGGAAAGGCUUAUCAGCCUAUGUUUUGUUUGAUCCUACUUUAAAUAAUAAGCCCAUACUUAUAAUAAGAUGUAGCCCAUCCAAACAACAGGUAAAAACAACUUAAACCCAUAUUAAACCCUUCUUAGUUCUUAGUCGUGGGAAAAGUCUUCUAUCUUCACUUAAUCGUUACUUUCCUAUGCUGCUAUGUGCUCUACUUGAGCAACAUGCUCAACGCUGAAACCAUUCAACGAUCAACCCACAUAAGUCAGAAACCCAUUCUUUUUGAGCAACCCAUAACCUUUCUUUUUGAGCUUGUAGUUUUCAUUUAUUUUGUCAUCUUCUUGGUGAUCCUUUUCAUUUUAUUCUUUCAUUCUAUCUUCAUUGUUUACUUUUAUCCGUUCCAGUCAUCUAUGCAUUAUAUGUACUCUAUAUGAUUUCAUCUUAUUUUAUAGUAUAUAAUUCUAUAUGUUCCUAUUAUCAUUUCAUAUUUUAACUGUAUAAAAACUUCAUAUAAUCUAACUCAAUUAAUAGUUUCAUACACUUGUUUAUGCUACUCCUAGUGCUGAAAUUGCAAACUCAACAAAGACAAACCCCACUUGGUGUUUUGUUUUUGUGAACCAUGAGUUUAUUUUGGUGAAUCUUGACUUUGUUUUUGAGAAACAUGACCUUUUGUUGCAUUUAGUUCAAUUUGAUGUUGCAUAUGUCAUAUUUGAUCACUCUAGAAUAAUAUAAAUAAUAUUUUCUAAAUAAUGUGCUUGAUCCGAGUCAGGCGAACGUUUUUAAGUUUAGCGCCUUAAGUGCGCCUCACGACUUUGACUACUGUGGUAUCAAGUUAAUCUAUAAUCAGAGUUAUAAGUCUGAAUAGUAACUCCAAGAUUUAGAGGCCGUUUGGUAGCACAAAAAUUGGUUGAAUCGGCUGAUUCUGUUGAAAUUUAUGAAGUGCUGACUGAAGUGGCUGGAUUGGCUGAUUCUGCUGAUGUAUGAAAAAAUUAUAUUUAAAAUAUUCUUUAUUAAUAAAAUAAAGAAAUACGUAUAUGAAAAUAGCUAAAAUCACCCUCUACAGUAACUUCAGCCAAUACAACCAGAAAAGUAACCCCAAUCUUACUUUUUCUUAUUAUUACACAUUUCAUCGCGCGAAAUCAAAAGUUACGUUUUUGGUGAAAAAGUUUGUUCAUGAGCUUGAUAAGCUGAAAAACAAGGUCACCAAACGGGCUCUUAAAGAUCUUUACCAAUCCUUUGAUUAAACAUUUGAAUUUUACCAAAAACUUAAACAUAAGUUUUUUCAUAUCGGCUUAACUUUAAUAUUUGGAGAUGCCUAUAUUAACAAAUUAUUUAAUGAAAUCAAUUUAUGAAGCAUGAAAGUAGGAAACAAGAAAAACAACAUUUUUACGGUAGGUUACAUUAAUGUGUGAAAACUUGCGAAAAUAGAAAAUAGUGCAUUACUGGGGUGUAGUUCACUUGGUAGGAGGAGGCUCUCACAAGGGAGAGGUCUCGGGUUCAACUCCAACCAAUGACUUGGGAUGGAGCCUCACUCUCUUUCCAUCAGAGUGAGAUCAAAGAUCUUUACAUCCUUUAGAUAGUUGUCAGGUCAGUUCCAGCCCCCCAGGGUGUCAUCCUUUCUUUCUCAAUAAUGAAUGUUCACAUUGUCCACAUUUCUGGUCAUCAUCAUUCAGGAACAUGUAAACGAGGGAAUUAUAUCUGAAAUGUGCAAAUACUUUCGUUUAAGUGUUUAGACAUCGUCUUAGUAAUGGGUUAUAUUGCCCUGCCCAUCUGGUCUGACUCAGAUGACCGGGUGCAACCUCUAACAUAGUGGCCGAAGAAGCUUGUUGUGUUCUCUGGAUCAUGCCCUGAAUAUGGUACCGUUCCCAUUUUUGGGUUUCCACGUACCUACCAUUGUCUCAUCUUAACUCCUGAUCCAGCGCAGUCCCGUCCUGUUGGUGAAUCAGACCUCUGUAAUUAGUCCACCAAAUCUGUUUGUGUUAUUAAUACUCCCUUCGCCCGUUGUCGUCCGUUAUAACUUCUGCACAUAUCUCAACCGUACUUUAUUAUUUCCCGUGCCAGUCAAACAUGUCAAAGUAUUGAGGGACAUAGGGAGUAUUAUAAUAUAAUUCUUUUUUAAAAUUAACAGCCCAAUAAUUUUGAUUUGACUCUUCAAAAAGUUUACGGUACAGUGCCCUAUAUUUCCCUUUUAAUUUAAAAAUGAAAGAACAAUGUUCAUAACAUUAGUUGCAAAUUGGGUAGCCAUCAUGUGGUUACCGUUACUUCCUUUAACUUACAGAGAAGCAAUGAUCCUUUUAUGUAAGGACUAUAAUCGAUGUUACAUGCAUGAUGGAUGGUCUCCAAUUGGGAAUAAGGAUGGGUUCUCUUUGACUGAACAAAGUGAUCUGAUCUGGAUUUUUUAAAGAUCUGAUCGGGUGUUGUGGACUUGUGGUCUGGUCUCACACUCUCAAACUCUCACCUGAACUAAUUGGAAAUUGGAAUAAGAAGUAAAAAAAAAAGAGAGUUUUGGCAAAAUAUGGGUCGUUGGCUUCUGUGAUCUCCAUUGUAGUUGUGUUUGUAUACCUCGUGGCAACACCAUCAAAAUCCAGCGCUGCAAAGAAGAAACGCUAAAUAAUAUAUUGAAUGAUUGGUCCGAUGGAAAGUCACUCAACACUCAGAAAUUGCGUUUCCUGAAUGGAUUGAAUAUUCUGUUUUAUUGUCUUUUGAGUUAGAUAGCGAGUCCGUAUUUUUCAUCCGUUAAAAGUUGUACUUUCUACCUAUUGCAGAACAAUUGAAGUUGCAAGACUUUGUUUGCAUCAUACAUUCAUAGCAACCCACUCCUAAUAAUACACAACCUUCCGAAAAUUACAUUUUUGGCAGUCGCGUCUGAACUCUGAAGUGCACAUACGAAUUGUUCUGGGGCUGCUUCCCUGUUUUUUAAAUUUAUUAAGGAAAUGUUUACAUCAAUGAUCCCAG